AUGAAUUUUCGCCCUAAAAGCAGGAAAAGGACCAGCAACCCCCUGUCUCGUCUGGAUACCCUGGUCCACGGGGGUGUCCCCCACAGCAGCAAUCACAGGGGGUCCACAGAGAGUGCCCCCACCGUGGUACUGGACUGGGACGAUGACGAGGAAGAGGGUGGCACAGAGGAGCAGAGAAAGGAGAGAGAGGAGAGGGAGGGUGUUCUCCCGUCCCCCAGUGUCUCUCCAGUCCCAUGGCUGACUGACCAGGACGCCCUGGCCGCACUUACGGAAACACUCUCAGGAAAGCAGACCACGGGACUCCUUAAUCAAGCAAACAAACACAAAGGGAAAUUUCUGACAGUUCCAGCAUAUUCAUCACGUUCAAGCAGUGCUGCAACGUCAGAAGAAAGUGAUGAAGGAGACGAAACACGAAAUGCGCACGAAACACCCUUGCCAAUUCUCCGACGCGGCAGAAGAGCGGCGAUUUUUGAAACUCAGGAAAUUGGGGACACAUCCCCAUACAUAUCGCCUGCAGAAGAAUAUACAGAUGACGAAGACGAAAGCCCGUCGUUACGACGUCGUAGACGCAGUUCUUUGGGGGAUCUGCCUUCAGACACGGCUGAGGGAGCACCAAAGUCUCCGCCUUCAACUAACCACGCCGAACAUCGGAGACAUAGGAAGAAGGUGUUAACAAAGAGAAACACGAUUGCCGAUUUUGGGUUACCACGAUCCCAGAGCGGUUCGACGCAGAGUCUAAAUCAAAAUGAAGAUGCAAAGAAAGUCAAAUCUCUCUCAUUGCUCAAACUGAUUGAUAAAAAAAGAAGCAAAACCCUUGCAGCAUUCGAGGAAAUGUUGAGCAAGCUCAAGCCAUCCGAAUUUAAGGACAAUACAUUAAUUCGGUAUAAAGACUUACAUUGGUCAGACCUCAUUGCCAGUACUGACAAAUCAACUGGGGAUUCUCUACCUAUACCAGAGACAGAGAGGAAGAGGAGAGAAGCUGUGUGGGAGCUUCUCAAAAGUGAAUGUGUAUUCCUUGUCGACCAUCUCAUGGUGCUAAAACACUGUUUUAUGGAACCUUUGAAAAAGGUCCAAGUAGAAGGUUUCUUGAUGUCAGCUGAUGUCCAGGAGCUCUUUGGUAAUUUAGACGAACUGUGCUAUGUGAGUUAUACAUUCUGCAAAGACUUCCUGGCAUCUCUGCUCAAGGACAUGGGGCCCACGUGUUUUGGUAGCACAGCCGCGUUAAUAAGUGCCUUUGAAAGGUUAACCAAACAUUCCAGAAACGGGGAGGUGUAUCACCGGUAUUGUUUGAAUUAUUCCAAUGCCCUAGCGCAUCUUGAGAACGUGCGAAAACAACACGAGGAGUUCGGAGAAUUCGACAAGUGGUGCUCCCAAGACCCUAGGUGUAACAGACUGCAGCUAACAGAUCUCCUGGUGGCACCAAUGCAACAUUGGACAAAAAUGCCUCUCUUGCUCAAAGAGAUAAGAAAGUACACAGAAAAUACAGAGGAAAGGAUGCAGCUCACAGAAUCAAUAGAAGACGUAGAGAAAUCAUUAGAGCAACUUAAUGAUAAAAUGAAGUGGGUCAAAAACUUUGAGCGGGUUUUGGAGAUUCAGCAUCAGAUAGUCUGGCCGUCUAUUUCAGAAACAGACCCAAAGUCAUUUAUUCCCGAGUUUUUGAAAUCUACAUUGAGUCAGCAGCCGUGUGAACGUUUGUUGGCCAGCCCAAAGAGACAUCUCAUGUACGAGGGCCCGGUGACAUUGGUUGAGCAAUCAAAAGGACAAGAGAUGUAUAUAUUCCUUUUUGACGAUAUAUUCCUGCUGACCAAAUUGAAGAAAAGUCAUCGAAAGAAAACGUCAGUGGUUGAUCAGAACCCCAACAACUACAAAGCUGAUGCGUCCCCAGGGACAUACACAGUUUACAGGCAGCCCAUUUCUUUGGACCGGUUCAGUCUGCAUGACGUAGGGCCAGCCGAGGCACAAGCUAAUGGGUUGAAAAACGCCUUCGUAAUAGUGCAAAUAACGAGGUUUCAGCAAAUAGUUGGAAUUUACACAUUCCAAGCUCCAUCAGAGACAGCAAAGGCGGCGUGGCUUGACAACCUUCGAGAAGCCAAAGAAAAAUACAACGGUGACAGAAAUGCGAGCAGGCAUAACUCAUUCAAAGAAAACCUCAACCCAAGCAACACUGGUGCUGUGUCUCAAACACUGACAGUUACGCCACAAUUAGUACCUGACAGCAGGAACUCUCCCAGACUGGUCAAAAAGAGGAGUGAAAUGAGGCGGAUACACGAACGGUCGCAGACAAUAGAUAUGUCUGGUUAUGGAACGUUGCCAAAGAGUUUUGUCCAACAUAAAACAAAAUCUGUGGAUUCAGUUUAUCUUUAG
Lingula anatina is the source of this 2364-nucleotide messenger RNA. RefSeq lists its product as uncharacterized. The record is from RefSeq and is a predicted model, not a curated record. Lineage: Eukaryota; Metazoa; Brachiopoda; Lingulata; Lingulida; Lingulidae. Gene Ontology annotation, molecular function: guanyl-nucleotide exchange factor activity. Gene Ontology annotation, biological process: Rho protein signal transduction.